CUCGACACGUCUGCAUUCAAAACAGAGUUUUUGUGUUGCGGUACGAAAAUGUUGUCUCUUGUCGACUCCAAAAUAUUUCCUCUGCUUUCUUUAUUCAUAUGCGCUAGAUGUUUUAAUCCUUUUGACGAAGGUCAGUAUGACAUAAACUGGGCAGGACCUAUAACGUUACGCGAAGACCAAGUUGCUCCGGUGAGUGUGAAAAUGUGCUCAACUACACUAAAGACAGUCAAUGAUUCAUACAGAGUGUCAUUCCUUGGUAGUUUGUUAAUUUUAUCUUUUUUAAACGUUCUCAAUGGGUGGUAGUAAAGUGAAACGUAACAUAGCUAACGACCUCUGUUAACUACAAGCUUGUGGAUUAAGUCGCUAGAGCAUAAACUUCGGUGCAAGAUUAGCAAAGAUUCCUCUUUGUAGCUUUGUUAAUUUUGUGCAGUGCUUUGACUUCUUAAACUGUACCACAGUUUAUAAUGAUGUACAAAGUCAGUCUGUGAGCUUUUUAUAUUCUGGUUGUUAAUAGUACAACUGGACAUCACUUUUAGGGAAAUAAUUAAAUAUUAAUCAAUAAUAAAUUUAUCAUGUCCUCUGGCAGCAGCCCAAUUCAGGUCUACAUGUUGUACAGUUGUACACCUAACAACCUACCAAAUGAACCAGAUUGCCUGUACCCAUUAUAGAGUUGGGGAAUCUGGAUCUCGGGAAAUUCUUGCUUGUGGAAUGCGGAAUCCAUAACGUUUUUGCUUACAGAAUCCAGAAUCCUAGGUUGUGGAAUCCAGAAUACAACUCAAGGAACAGCGAUCCCACUAACGAUUGGAAUCUGGAAUCUAAGUUCCACUGACAAAGAAGCCGGAAUCCAGUACUGGAAUCUGGAAUCUGUCUUGGAUUGCUUUACAUGGGGCAAAAACCAUCAUGCUAUAAAGCCAGACAAUAUGCAGCUGUAUAACAGUGUACUGUAGUUGGUCCACUCUGUGGUGAAUGGGGCUUUGCUCUAGCAGUACCCAGUGGCCCCCAAUACAGGGUGCAAAGAAAGUCAGUUUUACAGCCUGCCAUUUGGGCAUAAGCUGUAGCUAGCCUGUACUAGCCCACAAGUCAUUUCAGCUAGCCCCGAAAUCCUUUUUGAUUAGCAGGAUUGAUUACAAUCAGUCUGUAAUUUGAAUUUCCCCAAAAAACAGCACUUGCCUAUCGGGCAAGUUAAGAACAAAAAUCACUAGCCCAGUAGCAAAAUCCACUAGCCCUGGGCUAUCGGACACAACUUUCAUUGCACGCUGCUAUUAACUCUAUUUUUGCUUUUGUGUGACCAGGAGAUCUUAGCUUUGGUAAGCCCAUAUACUGGGUACCCAGGAUUUCACAGGUUCAGAGCAGUGAACCCACUACAAUUUAUUAUUAUUCUUAAAGCACAUCCUUGUGAACUUCCUAAACAAGCACAGGGCUUUUAUUAAGUGGCGGGGACUAGGGAUUUCCCCUGGCUACUAAGAAUAUGGCCCCCGGCUACUUUCAGAGGAAAGCAGAAGAAAAAUAGAACCAAAAGAAAUCCCUAGUUGUUUGAUUCCCCGCCUACUUGCUGUAUUUACCCAGCAACUUGAAAUCUUAGUGACAGCCCUGCAAGCAAAACCUGGAAGAGAUUAUAAUAGGACCUAUUAUGAUCUCUUGGCAAGAUUUAAUUGAACCAGCGUGCAAAGAAAGUGGUGUUCGAUAGCCCGGGGCUAGUGGAUUUUGCUAUCGGGCUAGUGAAUUCUGUUUUUAACUUGCCCGACGGGCAAGUGAUGUUUUUUGAGGAAUUCGGAUAACAGAAGAACUGUGAGAUCAAUUAUGCUCUUCAAAGAGCUUUUGGGGCUAGUUGAAAUGACAUCUGGGCUGGUAAAUGUUAGCUUCAGCUUGCCCGAAUGGCAAGCUGUAAAAAUGAUUUUCUUUCCACCCUGAUUUAACAUAUGAAUUUUAUAAAAUGUUGGUGCAUUUUCACCGUUUGGUUACUCUAACUUUCAGUUUGAUUACUACGUUGUUCUAAUUUAAUCCUAACAACAGCCCUAACGGGUCCUCUAGCCAACCCAAAAUGAAUGCCAAGCUGUCCAAGUCAAAUGCACAUGUAUUUUGUGAGGGUCAGGGGGUGAUGGUUAGUUUUUCUGAUACAAACUAUAAGUUGUAAUCUUUUUCCACUCUAGAAUGAAGAUCUGUCAAGCAGUAGAGAGUCUAUAGUAAUGAUUACAAAAGAUAAUGAAAAAUACAAGUGCAUAUUACCACAGAUUGAGACACCCAAGGAGGUAAGAUGCAAAAAAUGGGCCAUUUGCACUAUGAUGCCAUUUUACUAUGACCAGAAACCUUGAGUGUUUUGCUUUCUUGAGAAAACUAGGACUUUUGUUAUUUAAUCCUUCCUGGGAUUACCAGAUUUAAGUAUAACAGUAAAAGUGAAGAGGAUUUUGGUCGUGGUCGUAAAAUGACACUAUUAUGCAAAUGGCCUACUAAGUACCUGCUUGAAACAGUUUUGUGACUGACUCGUUCCUAGUUGUCUGCUAUCCUGGGCUUUUAUCCUUCCCAUCUGACCCAAUAUGCUGUUUAGCAGAGGCUCAACAGUGAUGAUUGGGAACUAGUCAGAUUCCAAGCUGUGUACGUGCAUAAUUUGCACUCGUCAUUUUAUUGCCAUGUGCACACAGACCGUCUUGAAAAACACCUGAAUUUUAGCUUUCCUUGACCACUUGCGUAACCAAUUGUGCUUAAAAGUUAUUUGCCCAGAUAGAAAAUCUACUUGUCCUGGAUGGUGGGUCUUUUUUGUGCCCUGGCAUACCCUACAAGAAAUGAUUAAUAAAAAUUAUUACUGCAGAAAAGUUUUCCAACUAUAGACGGCUUGGUGAUGCACAUCUUUGGCUGAUGUCUGGUAUACUUACAAAAAUUGAUGUAGAUGGAAAGGUUUCUAUCCCAAUUUUAAAAAUUUGAUGAAAUUUAUUGCUCAAAAAAGCCAGUUACUUAAGUGGGGUUUUCACAUUUAUGGAGUUAAGGGAUUGACUUGCACAUGCCCGGAAUGGAAGCUGCUGGAAAUUACUAAUUCUCAACAGUUAUAGUGAAGGUAAAGAAUCCUUAUUUUAUGCCAGUACUAGCCUGAAAUAGUUAUCUGACUAACAAAUUUGAUGCUAAUGGUGCCCUCAUUUUACCCCCCCCCUUCUCUCCAUCAGUGCUCCAAUUUAAAGAUACUUAAAGCUACAUGUACACUGUACAGGGAAAGGAGAGAAGUCAAAAGAAGGAUUUGAGGUCACACCUGAGAAUCGAACUUGGGACCUCUUGCACAGAAGGCCACGCACAAAUUGUGGUAAUCUUUCCUGAACUGUGCUUAUCCUUCCCAGGGUUGUCAAAAGUAGCCGGCUGCCGGUGAAAAUCGCUGCCUACUUGGUUAGUAUAGGCCGGCUACUCUGCUUGGCAUUUCUUUACAGAUGGCGUUUCUUAAAUAAAAUAUCCCUGAACUGGCCGCUUACUUUGACAACUCAGCCGUCUACUUCAAAACUUUUUGACAACCCUGUCUUCUUCAUAAUCUCAUGUUGACCCUUUUUCUAUUUUACAGCAUAGUUAUGCUCAUACAGGCCCUCAACCUGAUGUUCUUUUAGAAUCUCUAGUGAUAAAAGGAGAGUGCUCCUACAGGGUAAGUCUUAACCCAAGUUUAUAUCUGUUUAUUAUUACACUGUACAUAAUUAUACUCUUCCAAAGUAGAUUUUGUAGCAAGCUAAAGUAGUUUUCGUGGCUUAAGACCAUUCUAGUACUUUAAGUAAAAAUUCAGUUUAUUAUCAAGACAAAGUAGGAGAUGAUUGACAAAAGAAUACCUGUUGGAAAUUUGAUAGCACCUGCUAUUUACAUGUAGUUAGGUGAUGAUAAAAGAUUAACUCCACUUUAGCAGAAUUGUCAAAAUACCCCGGCAUCCUGCACUAUUUCUGGCUACUUUGAGGUUUUCACAGGCUGUAAAUUGUUGGACAAAAGCAAAAAAAUGGAUGAUUUAAAAAAGUUUCAAAAUAGAAAAUAGAAAAAGAAAAAUUUGUUUUAAUCAGGCCCUGUGUGUCAUUUUUCAUGAUUUUUAACGUGUUUUCAGAUCCGCUCCCGCUUAGUUCUUUCCGUAGUGGGAAUAUGAUACCACAAAGCAAAUAAAAAUAACGUAGAUGCAACUGACAGGGUUUGUUUACACUGAAACACAUUUCCCUAGUGAUAUGAGUUCCACUACCCAGGAAAAACGUAUCCCUAGUGAUAUGUGUUCCCCUACCCCGGAAAAACAUAUCCCUAGUGAUAUGUGUUCCCCUACCCUGGAAAAACAUAUCCCUAGUGAUUUGAGUUCCCCUAGCCAGGAAACACAUAUCCCUAGUGAUAUGUGUUCCCCUACCCAGGAAACACAUAUCUCUAGUGAUAUGCGUUCCCCUACCCAGGAAACACAUAUCGCUAAUGUGUUAAAUGUAGUUUGCUGUAAUUAUGAUUUGUUCAGAUAUGUAGUAAAAGUUUUUUUUCUAGUUCAAUGCCAAUGAGAGAGAGGGGCAUGCUACAUGUGCAGGCAUAGGAUUUGUUAUAAUAUAUCUACCAAGGAAAGUUGUCUGAAACUUCCUGUAAGAAAAGCAUUUUUAAUUUUGCUUCAAUGUUUGAAUUGCACACGUGCCGAUAACACAAUGCAACUGAAGAAAUGAUCUGUUAUAGUUAUAAAAAAUCCUACUGUGAAAUAGUAAACAUUGUAAUUGUAAACAAAAAUAUAUGGACCUAUCAUGUAGUAGGACAUGGCAUCUUAGAGAAUAAUGAAAUGGAAAAAAAAUCUGACUGUUGAUUUUCAUUAAAAAACAGAUACUUCUCUUGUUAGCAUUGCUCUCCGGCUCAUGAUAGCCAAUUUCAACUAGUGCGAAAACCUCAAAUCUGCUUUGCUCCUGGGGCCCCAUGGACCUCAGAUGAGGCACUGCCCUUGUACCCGGCUGGGGACCUGGGUGGCCCCCAGACCCCUUGCCUGGUGCCGGCUACUUUCUCGUAUUCUCCUGCUCCUUGAAAUCUUUUUGACAACCCUGUUUUGGUUUUAUAUCACAAUAUGAUCAGUCCAUACUGAGUGGUGUAUUUUUUGAGUAGGUACAAAUUAUUAUCUGAGUCUAUUGACCUUAGGAUGUUCAUUGGUUAAUCCCAGUCCCAACCAGACGAGCCCGCAAUGAUAAUUAUUAAUAACUGUGGGCUACUCUUGUUGCCCGCAAUCCCAGUCUCCAGGUUGCUAUUACCAAGGGACUUUCACUAAGAAUUAAUGGCAAGCGCAGAAUGUAAUCUGAUCUUGCCAUUUGGACCUUCUAUUACCGUCUUAUAAUGAGUUCACGUGUUUUGACCACCUAUAGUGUUUCUUGUAAAACUUAGUUGGAUAGCACAGUGUUGGAGCAAAACCAUUUUGACCUCUGAUCAUUAUCACCCGCACUCUGUAGCCUUUGGUUAUUACUAGAAUUAAUAUUAUACUUUUGUUUUUUUGCGCAUCCUUUUUCAUCUGCAGCUUGAUACAUAUUGGACUUAUGAACUCUGUCAUGGAAGACACGUAAAGCAGUUUCAUGAAGUUAAAGCUGGUGUUCCGGUAACUUGUUUAUAGUUUCAUUUGAUAUUAUUAGCUGAUUGAAUUAACUGUCUGUCCAGGACUCUAACAAAUUGUUUGUUAAUGCUGAAACUUUGUCCAAAAUGAAGGAAAAUAUUGUCACCCUUGAAAUGAUUUUUUGAAUUGAUCAUUUUCUCUUGAAACGUCAAGCAUUCUGAUUUGACUUGUUUUGUCUAAGUCCUGUUCACUUACCAACAAAUUGUUCAAAUUUUUUUCUUUAGGAUGCCAAAGUUCAAGUCUAUUACCUUGGGAAACUUGAACCAAAAGUAGUACACAAGAAACCUGAAGGUGAUUCCCUUGAAAUAAAAAAAUAUUUUGGAUUUAUUUUUAGUAGUUUACUUUAUUUUUUGAUUCCUUGUAUAAACUGCCAGAGCUAGGAUUUUGACUUAUGCUCUUCGUAACCUGCUUUUGAUGCCCUCUUAGGAAGGUGGGGGGCGGGGCCGGGUUGCGUGUGUCCCUAGUUCGAGUUUCAAAACCUGUUAUUUCACAUAUUGAUGGGGAAGCCUGCAUUGUUGCUGUCGGUGUUUUACUGUAAUAUUUUUGCUUUUCUUUGUCAUUGUCCCAGUUUCAACACAUCUUUGUUUCAUUUUUCACCAUUUUCUGCUGUCCUAUGUUGCUGUUGUGUGAUCUGAUAUUAUCUUUGUGUGUGUGCUGGUUUGCCCUAAUAUUACGUGGAAUUAUACUCUGCAAGCAAUCUUUUAGGGGGUCCUAUCUCCUAUUCUCAAGGCUAAGGCUUGCUUGCCUUCUUAAAUUCUAACUAGAGGAGUGCCUAUUGUCUUGAGGUAUUGUGUGGCUGCACUCUGAUGCCUUCAUGUACCAUAUUAGUCUGUAAGUGUUUAGAUGACUAGGUACCUGUAGUAUUAAAUGGUAGCCCUACCUUAGCACCAGUAUACCAGGGCCAUAGAGGAAAUUGGAGUCAUUAUUAGUUAGUGAGGUGGACUGAAUAAUCAAACAGUAAAUUAAGACAGAUGCAUGUAGCAACUGUCUAAGGAGUCUCGAUAACAAAUUUAUCAUUUAAGCUGGUUCCAAAUUCAUGCUUUUUAUAUGUAUAUGCAAAGGGCAGGAUUAGCUCAGUCGGUAGAGCACUUAACUGCAGAGCAGGAGGUCAUGGGUUUGAUUCCCAGGACCGGACCAAUACUCAGGGUCUUAAAAUCACUGAGAAAUGAAGGUACUGCAUUUGACCUGCAAGCGGCUAGACCAUCACAUGGCUCUGAUGACCAUGUAAAAUGGCGGUCCCAUUUCCAGUGGGAGAUGUAAAAAUAGUGUCCUCAAUAAGUACUUUAAUGCCAAAUACAUUGACGCUCAAAUAAAGUGCUUCUUUAAGAAUUUGUACACUGUACGUCAAGUAAUUAAUUCAGUCUUUUGUGCCACGUCUAAAUCUGCAGAAGAAGCAAAACCUCUUGAUCCACCUCCAAUAGAAGGCAAAGAUCAGGAAAAAAGCGUAUGUUUAACCAAAACUUCACCUUUUUAUGUGACUGUAAUAUUCCCAGUAGUUAACUGACUACCCAAAGACCAAAUGCUAAUUCAAACUGUUUUUGUUUCCCUUCAGAGUUUGAGUUACUGGGAUUCUACUGUAUUAAGUAUAUGCAAAAUCCAGUCUUUACAUUUCCUUAUGAAUAUGCAUGCAGUGUGUGCAGUUACCUUUAAAUGACUAAUAGUAAGGUUGAUCAUGUUCUUGUCAAUGCACAGGUUCCCACUCGUAAAGUCCACGGACAUGAGUUUCCUUACUACAAAGUACUGAUGGACAAUGGUACACCUUGUGACCUACUUGCCAACAAGCCACGAACAACAAGUGUUCUUUACAUGUGCAACCCAAGGUCAAGUAAUGAGGUUAGCCUUUUCAGUAGCCCACAUCGUAGAUAUAGUGUAACCCUGUUUAGUAAUGUCUGGGAAGCUGUCCUGAUAUCCUUGUUCUGGGCCAGUCAUGGUGGAUACUCAAAUCAAGAACAAGGAUUUUGGUAUUGUUUCACAAACGGACUCAACCAAAGUUUAGUUUCAUCUGUGGCGCAGGCCGGGUGGAGGGGUGGGGGGGUACUUUAGGAAUUUUUGGGUGGGGAUUUGCCGCUGGGACCCUGGAACCCUUAGCCUAUACCAGAGCUAGUUCAGCUGAAUUUUGCUACCCUAUACUAGACCAAACUCCCUAAAUAUCCCCCUAUCCUAGAGUAGCUUUUAGGCUGAGUUGCGUAAAUAUAAAUUUGCUGAUUUUAUUUUUUUAUAUUGAGUAGCAAUUUCAGGUUGCCCUAGUCUAGACUAAAAUCUUCAACCAAUUGAUCAGUUUCCUGGAAAAUGAUACCUUAUUCUAGACUUGAACGCUCUGAUUUAUACACCCUAUCCCAGAGUGAACGGCUUUGAAAACAAUACCCUUCACAGUGGCACAUACCUAUAAUUAUAGCCCAUAUAUGGCAGUACCUCCCCCCCCCCCACCUGGGGCACAGGCUAGCUUAUAAGGGAAUAACGGAAUUAAACAUUAUUGGUGUGAUAUCCUUUUUAUUGACUGCAAUAGUGGCAGUGAUUUUGAACCUUACUGAAUCAGUGAUAAAUCAACAAAAUGUACACCAGCCUUGAAAUGCAACUUUUUUAGCUGUCAUCCUUUUUAUCACCCACUGUAUUUGUGAUCUUUCCUUUUUUUAACAGAUUAUUUCUGUGAAGGAGGUCCAGACAUGCCACUAUGAGGUGGAAGUAUUUACUCCUUUGCUAUGUGGAAACCCAGUGUACAUGUAAGUGUGAAUACCAGCUUAACCCUUUGAGCCACAAGACUGAUCAGCAUCAAAUUUCUUCUUGUAAAAUCAAUGCUUUAUUAAGCAGAUUAGCAAUGAGAAUUACGCACAUGAUCACACAAGACAUACAGUGUUCUCCCUAAAUUUUAGCUCAGCAGGUAAGGGACGAUUCAUGGCCGGUAAGGCACAGGAUAUGUGCCAGAGGCACACUUUAAUGGGGGGGAGGGGGGGUAGUAGAGUGAGGGACAUUGCUAGGCCCUUGCUGCGAAAUUUUGGAGCUAAGUCCUCUGAAAGGUCAUUCCCUAAAUAUUUUAAGCAAAUUGGCCAUUCUUUUCUUUAUACAACAAUUUAAAACUUUUGAUUGCAAUAAUUUUACUCCGUCUUCCAUGCGCUCUUUCCAAAACAUGUGGCCCAUAAAAAGAAAAGCUGUGUAUACUUUAGUAAUUUUCCAUAUAUUCAUUCAUUUACUUGUGAGAAUCAGAUCGGACCACAGCUCGCUUGCGUAUUUUUUAACACUUCUUCUUAAAUUUUUAGUAAACCUGUAGGCGGUAAGAGGUAUUACUUCAGGCGGUAAAUUUUACCGGUUACCGCCUGAUAAGGAGAACACUGGACAUAACAAGUUGAUACUUUAACAACUUCUUCCCACUACUUCAAUGGAAAUUGUAUGGGGCACCAAAUGAGAAUUUAAAUUUUUAAAUUAGAGGUUAACCGGUUUUAACACCCUCACCUAGCUGUUACAGAAUAAUCCUGGAUAUCAGGAUCUUAAGACUUGCUCAUUCAGAUAAUACAACAACAAAAACUAUGCUCCCAGUUUAAGUCAACUUAAUCACUUGGAAUAAUUAUUAUUUUCUUUGAUUUUCAGGUUUCGAGAGAAACCCGUUCAUCAUAUAAGCUGCCAUCCUUUAGAUGGCUCUCCCAAGUGAGUCUCAAUAAUUUUUUUGGUACAAAGUAAAAUUCCAUGCAGCAUUUGUUAGAUGAAUUCUUAUUACAUUUUCUCUGUUUUAAAAAUAUCAAUUUACAUGUUUUGUUGACAAGUUGUAGACGUUCUUUUUAAGACCUGCUGAAACAGCAUAUUUUGUAUUCAGUUCUGUGCUCGUGGUUCUUCUUUGGGCGAUAGUAUUUUUAUUUGUGAAGCCAAAAUGAACAAGAGUAGUUAAUUCUAGUUAUAGGCAGGCCAAGGAUAUUAUGUAAAUUGUAAAUUGUAAAUUGUAAACAUCUUAUUAUCCACUCCCCUCAGGGCUUUUCAGGGAUAAUUUACAAGACUGGUUGGGGGACUUUGCCAGACUGCUUAAGGUGCAGUUUACAAGUAGUGAAGGAAUGAGUAAUGAUGCCCCCAUACAUGAGUGUGAAAGUGAGAUAGGCCACUACACCGGGCACUACGUGCCCUACUCUUUACGAAGAGUGUGUGGGUUCUUUAACGUCCCACAGAUUUAAUACAUGUGCAAGGGCUUGUGAGACGGGGCCUACGGUUUAUCGUCCUUAUCCGAGAAGACUAGAAAGUCUAGCCGUUUGCAGAUAUUAUUACAAAGGCAGCACUUUCUCCUCAGUUAUUUAAAGACCCUGAGUGUUGGUCCGGCCGGGGUUUGAACCCGCGACCUCCCGCUCAGUAGACCGGCGCUCUCCCAACUGAGCUAACCAGGCGGCGGUCACUUACCAUUGUCACUUACCAUUGGUCUCAAAAUAUAAAAAAACAGGGAUACAGUUUCAUUUAAGCCUCAUGUCCUACCAAAAAACUAUAAAUAAUCAAGAACAGAGUGUUCUCAUCAUGAUAAUUAACAGGAUUUUACCGAUUUACAUGUCACUGAUGUUGAUAUUUUCCCUUUCUUUUAUAGUGCACCUCGAAGCUAUUCUGAACUUAUGGAUGAAGAAUUAUCUCUGCACAGUUUUUUGGAGGUUUGUAUCUAAAGAAGAGGCAAUUGAGCCAAACUUGAUUUGUUAUCAGAACUUCAGGAGGGUUAUUUGGGGCCAGUAUGGCUCGGUCUACUAUGACAAUUUUGUGGUGGUAUCGUGUAUAUGAAUGCAGUGUUACCAAAGAGCACUGUGGUGAACUUGUGCCAUCACAAAUCACCCCCUCAACUCUAUCCUCGGAGAUCCAGGGGCAGCUAAUUGGGACAGGAUAUUAACUGCUACAGAUAAAGUUAAUGACAAAAACAGGAGAACCUCUUAACAUGUAAUCUUACCAAGCCAUUUUCAGUCUAAGGGCCUGUUUACAUGGAGGUGGGGGACCCCAGGUAGGUGAGGUAACUUGCUUAGGUGGGGUAACCCGCCUAUCCACAAAAUCUCUCAUUUUAAUGUGAUCACGUUUACAUAUUAGGUGGGGUAAUUUGCCACAUGUUACCUCACCUACCUAGGGUCCCCCACCUUCAUUUGGAAUGUAGUGUUGAUUACAAAGGCUAUAUUGUUUACAAACCAGAAGUUUUGGUGAGGUUAGAUGCUAACUGAAUUUUGUUUAGUUUGCAGCAUCAGAUGAUCAGACUGCACCAGGUCCGUCUGAUGAGCACAGAGACAUCCCUCCUCAACCUGAUGAUUCACUAACGUCAGCCUUCCUGCAUGGAGACUACUGUCUUGUUGGGGUCAGUGAACAUUUGAAUACAGAUUACAUGGCCGUGCGGUGAUACAAAAUUUCUCUUCGAGUGUUGAAAAAUAUUUCACAAGUGAGCGCAAUGCGCAAGUGAAAUUAUUCAAAUAUUGUUCUCAAACUCAUCAAUAAUUCAUUAAGAAAAUACAAAGGAAAUUAAUGUUUAAUGAGUGUUUGGAAAUCGGAUGAAACACUGCUUAGUAUUUGCAUCCUUAAUUUCUCCUUCAAAAAUGAUCUUGUUUGAGAAGAAAUAUCAAACAUUCGACACAGUGUUUCAUCACCAGAUGAAACACCUCGAAGUUCGUCAAAAAUACUCCGCUGCGCGUCGUUUUUUCAACUCUCUUCUCGGUGUUUCAUCUGGUGAUGAAACACUGCAUCUCAUGUUUGAUAUAUUACAUGAAACACCGAGAAGAGAGUUGAAAAUACGACGCGCAGCGGAGUAUUUUUGACGAACUUCGAGGUGUUUCAUCUGGUGAUGAAACACUGUGUCGAAUGCUUGAUAUUUCUUCUCAAACAAAAUCAUUUUUGAAGGAGAAAUUAAGGAUGCAAAUACUAAGCAGUGUUUCAUCCGAUUUCCAAACACUCAUUAAACAUUAAUUUCCUUUGUAUUUUCUUAAUGAAUUAUUAAUGAGUUUGAGAACUGGUGAUGAAACACUGCAUCUCAUGUUUGAUAUAUUACUUCAACACGAGAAGAGAAAUUUCGUAUCUCCAAGCGACCGUGCAGUGUUCCAUUUAUUGUAAUAUAUAGAUAUGAUUUAGCUAGGGCUAAAAGCGAAGCUCUCGAUAAUAUUUAUAGUUUGUUCAAACAAAAUAUAAAAUCGCGUAAUGCUAAGCGGCGAAGGCAACGCCGGAGAACGGUGAAAAACAACAAUAGGUCUUAUUAGCAAAAAAACAACUUUGCACGUGCAGCACACUUUUUUGUACAUUUCUUUGCCGUUGUUUUGCACGACUACAUCGUGAAACCUCCAGAAACUUUUUUUUAUGGAGGAAAUGUCGUACGUGUUCUCGUUCACUUUUUUUUUCACUGUCGUUCAUUUUCUCUUUGCAUUGGUGGCCGCUAGCAUUUCUCAUUUUGUCACCACCGCUACAAAAUUUUCAUGUUUUUCUUCCACCAAAAAAAUGUCUCCUUUGCUUUUAUCCCUUGCUCUAGAUCUCUGUCGCCGUUUUUCGCGUUGAGCUUCGCUGGCCUGCCGCCUAAGUUCUCUUUUUCUCUGUCUUUCUCUUGCUCUAUAUUCCAAAUUUGUGGACGUGACAAUCAAUCUAAGCUUAAUACUUUAGACAACACGGAUACAGAAACAAUUUCCGCUUUCCGUUUUCGUCUUUAUUGACUCUUGAGUUGUCUCUGCUUUACAAGACGCGGGUGGUUAUGCGAUUUCCCGCAAAAAUAACCUCGAGAACUGCAUUUGGGUUGCCAUACCUGUUGAUUGAGUUAUUUUACAUUGGUAUGCCUGUAGUACGGACGGAGGGUCACUCGGGCGGUUGGUGUACGGUCACGUGAUUACCCAAUUUUCUCGGAUGGGUAGAUUUCCACAUUUUCUUACCCAUGGCAACACUCUAGGCAUGCUUCAUGCUAAGGAAACCGGGAUAAGCUCCGGCCAAUAGGCCAUUUGCACGAUGGCGUCAUUUUACUACUACGACCAGAAUUCUUUUGGGUUUUCUUUUCAUAUUUAAAUUUGGUAGUCCCAGUGAGGUUUAAAUAACAAAAGUCCUAAUUUGCACAAGAAAGCAAAACCCUGAAGGAUCCUGGUCAUAGUAGUAAAAUGACGCCGUCAUGCAAAUAGCCUAUUGGAGCUUUGGCUGGUGUGCGCCUUUACCUUACCCAAGAAGGCAAAGCAUCCUCCUUGAACUUGUACAUCCACGUCUGCCCCAACCGACGAUCUUAACUUAAUUUAGGUCAACCUAAAUUAGAGUUUGGUUCGUCCCAUAAAAAGUUCAACGUCUGGCCUAGGCCCUACUCUCUCAUUAUUUUCAAAGAAAAGUGUGUUAUUUACUUUUACGUGGUGUUGGCUGACCAUUAAUAAUUAUUUUCUUGUGAUUUGCAGGGCGGCUCUGGUUGGUGGAAGUACGAAUUCUGUUAUGGCAAGCAUGUAACACAGUUUCACGAGGAGGUAACAAACAACAAACAGCAAAACGUUUUAGCCUCAUGCGAUGGUUUCUGAUAAGUGUAGUGCCAUGAUAAAUAAUCCACCUGGCCCCGGUUGUUCAAACAAUGGAUAGCGGUAUCCAACAGAAAAAUCACUAUCCAGCCGAUAAGUAUUAGCCAGGGAAACCAAUUACGUUAUCCAUUGGAUAGAGAUUUAUUCAGUGGAUAGUGUUAUCUGGGUUUCGAGCAACUGGGCCCUGAAUAACAAGACAAAUUUGAAAACAUGUUAAUAUUUUUUAAUUGAUGAAAAAGUAAAUUUGUAGACUAUAUUUAGUCUCUCAUUUUCCUCGAUGACAGUCGAUUGCACUACACUCUUUUCUUUUUAUAAGAAUGUUGUUUUUCCGGCCCAGGCUGAAUAUUCUUAUUUUUCUGCCGAUUUUAGGCUGAAAAUAUUCUUGUAUUAUUCUUAAAUUAUAGCUUAUGACAUUUCCGUUUUAGAAUUUAUUGGGGUAUAUGUAUAUGUGUCACAUGUACCGUUCAUCGAACUGUCAUUAGCGUUGAACAUUUUGCUAUAGCUAGUGCAGGUUUUUUCGUUUUGUUGGCUAGUUUCGCCGUCCAGAGAAAGGAAUAAUUUUAUAUGGUUAAGUUAAAAACAUAAAAUUGUAUUGUAUUUACAGAUGUUUCAACACACAAAAUUAUAUCUAUCCUUUUCAAAAUCUCAGCCUCGGCUUUAUUCUUAAAAUAUUCUUAAAAUUUCGCAAAUUUCAGCCUCGAUAUUCUUAUAAAAUAUAUUCUUAUAAAAAAAAAGGAGUGUAAAAGAUCACCACCCUUCGUUUGCCCUUCCUCACUGGUUACCUAUUUCAUUUGCUCUAUCAUCUUUGAGAAAAUGAAGGACUACUUUAGACUAAUGGGUUUUGACUCCAGCUUGUGUAAAAUAAAGACUAUUGAAAGUAAAGAGAGUUGGCCUAAUGUCCCAAACGAUUUUGCCGACAUAACGAUAUUUAGAUUUAGAUUUAGAUUUAGAUAAAGAUAACUGUUGUCUCUGACCGGUUUGUCUUUGUCAAUUACAAAACACAAAUGCCAUACAGAGGACCAAUUAGCUCUCCGGCAAGGCAAUCAUGUGUAACUGGUGCGAAGCGUAGGAAAUAUAUGCAUGGACAAAUUAGUUCUGAUUGGCUGAAAAUUAGCCCAUAGUAGCAUAGUAAACCAUUGACAUACAGUCUGUAGGUUGAGCAAUAUAGCACCAAAGCACUGGCCAGGGCACUUUUGAGUCUGGCUUGAAUAAAAAUUCGAACAGUUUGAAAAUGAGCCAUAUAUAUUUAUAUACACUUUUUUUAAAAAUUCAGGAAUCUGGUACAAGGAUAGAUAUUCUUCUGGGCAAAUGGGACAGAGAGGUAAUAUUCUAUACACGUAGUCAAGGUGGCUGAACACAGUUUGGCGGGCGGUCAGUGGUAACUCGCGUGACAGCGCGUGUUUUUAAUUAGACAAACAAACAUGGCGGCGAAAAAGCAAUGAUACACAGAAGACGAUUUCUCAAAAUCUACUCAUUAAAAUUUUUGUGAUAUUUGGCAGAAUUUUUACUUUUAUCGUAUUUUAGAUAAUGAAAACUUUAAAAUGGAGGUUGAACAGACGAAUUUCGUGACACAUUUAAUAAUUACGAUACAAUUAUAUUAUUGAUUAUCUAAAAGUCCGUCUGUUAAAAUUUGAUCAAAUAAGUUUCAAAUGGUAAUGAUUAGUUACAGUAAGCUGUGUGCAAGAUUAUAGGAAAAUCUAAUGAGCGAAUUUUAUGUAAACUGAACAAAAGUGAAAUUUUAAGGUUGUAUUCAAUCGUUCAUGUUGCCAUGGAAACUACAAAAACGUCAAAUUUUACCUGUCAAUCAAAAUCUUUCAUUAGUAUAUUUUCCACCUGCCAAGUUUCAGCUUGUGAGCUGCAACCUUUCUCUUGCCAUGAUUUGGCAAAUGACAUACACUCACAAACUACCAAAACUGUGUUCAGCCACCUUAAAAUAGGCCACUGUCGUGUUCCAAAAACUCUCACUUUCAAAACGAGGCUAAGUGCAAAAGCUUUCUUGCUGAAAAUUAGUUCAGUCCAUUUGCUUGAGAAUAAAAAGAUCAUUUUCAUAUCAGUGGCUUCACACUAAGCCUCGCUUUGAUACACAAGCUUGGGGCAACUCGAAAAUGGCCUUCUAAGUGGCGACGUUUUCCUUCUGUUGAAACAAAGCUGAUUUACUUUGAGUUUAUUCUGUUAAACUAAGAGUGGUACUGCACUGUAUAAGGUCGUCAGUCGUUUGAAUAGCAAGUAGUGGUGAAGAACUUUCCAUUUUAUACCCUCAUUUACCCACCCCCCUGGGGUUCUGUUGCGGCGCGUGCCUCAAAUUCCCUUGUGAUUCUUUAUCCUUGUCAAGGAUGCAAGAACAUCAUUACGUCAAUAGUAGUGAAGUUCUAGGGACCUUACGAUCCCACAACGGCGACGUCUAUGGAAACGUCACUGAAAAAUAGACUCCGCAUCCUUUCAAACCAUUAAAAAGAACGGAAUUUCGGUUAGAACUGAAGAGAGCGGGCCGCGCCUGAGUUCAGACAGAGAUGGUAGAAUUUAUCGCCUUCCUAUUCCCGUGCUCAAAAUACUUGAAAUUUGGUCAUUUCACUUCGUAGUCGUGCAGAGACGGCAAAGAAAUGUGCAAAACAAGCGUGAUGCACGUGAAGGGUUGUUCUUUUGCUUACUAAACCUAUUGCUUUUUGACGCCGCCGUUGCCGUCGCCGUCGUCGUUUCGUAAGGUCCUUUCUGUCAAUGAGACGCAGACGUCUCUACUCUGAAACGUCCCUAGCGUCGAGGAACUAGGAGAGCAGUAUUCGCAGGCUAAGCUGAUACGAAAACAGUUUUUGUUGAAAUAAAAUGGCUAAGCUUUCUUUGUGUUUUAUGUUUUAGGUUCAUAUUAAAUGGAAGAAAGACAGAAUGGGGCACACAUCAAGGUAAGAAUGGAUAAGCUGUUACCUGUUUCACUGAGCUGUUCUUGUAAGAUUCAAAUGCCAGUAGUCAAGCCAGUUUUGCUUGUUUUCGGUAUCUUUUGUCGAGGUUUUCUUAUUUUCACGACAACAGCAAAAACGUUUUGAUAAAGACUUAGUGUUAGUUAUCUCUUUUUCUUAAUAAUUUCAUUUCCAAACAUUGUGUUUGCUCUAGGACAAAGUUAUACAUCCCCAAAACGUUUCGAAACAGCAGUGACUGUAUUUCAAGAUCUGAUAUCUAAGAUCUAAAACUGAGAUCUGCCAGUGCGUGAUACGAAAAUAGCACUGCUGUUUAAUGCACCCACCAAGUUUCAGUUUUCAAACUUACUUUUUCCGAUUUGUUUACAGCUAUGCGGAUCACUUUUACGGCGGUGGCGAUGUUUGCGACCUAACAGGAAAUCCUAGAAGCGUUCAAGUUAGAUUAAAGUACGUUUUAAUUGCCUCAACACUUGCUUUUCCGAGUGUGCCAUAGCAGACGAAAAAUUAAUUCCGGUUAAUUAAAUACUGGCCUGUGUAUCCAAACGAACCGCUGACUAUGCUUCAUCUGAAUGGUGACACCACAGGAUUUUGUCCACAAACUCAAAAGUUGUUUCAAAAAAUGUCACUGGGCAGUACUUUCCUGUCACAGUGUGGUAUUGUUUAUUAUUCGGUGCAAGGAGGCGCAAUCGGUGGAUGAAAUCCUAAAGUGUAACCAUUCAAAUGAUAGCUCAAACUGAGCAGUACUUUCCUGUGGUACUGUUUAUUAUGCUGUACAAGGUGGUUCUAACUUUUGAGUCUGUGGAUGAAAUCCUAAAGUGUGACCAUUCAAAUGAAAGCUACUGAGCAGUACUUUCCUGUGGUACUGUUUAUUAUGCUGUACAAGGUGGUUCUAACUUUUGAGUCUGCGGACGAAAUCCUAUGGUGUGACCAUUCAAAUGAAACCUUUUUGGGAGCUCUUUCACAUGGUGGUAGUUGUUUUUCAGCAUUUUACAAAAUGAAAUUUGGAGUUUUUCUUUAAUUUUGACAUUGGCCAUUUCUGGGAGUGAAAGAGUUAAGAUUAUUAAAUUGAGUUCAUGAUGUCUGUUUGCUGCAUUUUUUGCAGGUGUAAGGAGUCCCAGCAUUUACAAGAAGUUGCUCUUUCGUUGUCGGAGCCAAGCACUUGUCAAUAUAUUUUAAAAGUAAGAAAAUCUUAACGCGAAUUAAUGUGAUCUCAUUCCCCCUGCCGUCUUUCCCCCUCACUCCCUUUGCCUUUUUUGAACUGUCAACCGUGAUAAGCAUUUAUUUAUUUUACAGGUCGAAUCGCCAAUUAUCUGUCCGUUGCUAGAGGAAAUGGACGCGUAUGGUUUAUUUCAAGUGGACGAUUCGUGAAUAUUGCCAGCUAGUUAUUUAUCAGUAGGAUCGAUUUUUAUGUAGUCUUGUACACCGUGGACUACAUUAGGGACCUUAAGCAAGGACGACGACGACGGCAGUGAAAACUUCGGCAAAAAAAAUGUAUUUGCGUUCUUUCAAACUUAAUGGCGUCUAUUUGGACCCGUUCAAUAUGUCAAAUGCAGGUGACUCUUCCUGGAGUUGAAUUCUUAAGGUUCAAAAAGAACAAGGAAAAUUCGUCGUCGUAUGUCCACGUCCUUCAUAAAACGUCAAAUUAGGAGGUUUCACGUCGUAGUCGUGCAGUGGACGUCAAAGAAAUGUACUAAAAAGCGUGAUGCACGUGCAGAGCUGUUGUUUUGAUCAUUAAACCUAUUGUUUUUUUGAAGUCGUCGUUGUGGUCGUCGUCGUAGUUGCUUAAGCUCCCUAUCAUCAACGCUGGAGUGUAACAUUUUUUACUCAUAGUUACAAAUAAGUGAGGUGUUUUGUAUUUAUCAAAGGAGAUGUAAAUAGUAAUUUGUUUUGUUUACCAUUUUGAGAAGGCAAACUAGGAAAAAUUUAACUCUUACACGGGAAAAGGAAUAGAACUACAGGAGCCAGUUGUAGACAUUUUAACAUCGGACGUUCAGCCUUAAGGUUGAUUUCCACUGACGCGUUUUUUGGCUAGCACGUUAACGCACGUAACGUUUAAUCACGUAAAUAAAAUAGAAGCAAGAUAUAAAGUGUCGAGAUUAAAUGUGAAGUUGAGCGAGGUUCUACUUUUACGCUUACGUGCGACCUUUCAUACAUUGCCUCUAUUUUAUUAGCUAACGUAAAUUUUACGCACGUACGCACGUAAAAAUUACGCGUCAGUGGAAAUCAACCCUUACCGAUCAAAACUUUUCAUACGACGGCAACAACGGUGAAAACGUCAAUUAAAAAGUGACUUCGCGUUCUUUGAAACUUCAGCGCGAUUUUUUAUCUCCACUCACUCUCUUUUCGCCCCAGGUAAGGGAAUCCAUAUUCCGGAAUCCGGGAAACUUUUGCUCGUUGAAUCCGGAAUUCGGGAAAAUUUUGCUCGUGGAAUCCGUACUCCGAGAAAAUUUUGUUCGUGGAGUCCAGAAUUCGAUAACAUUUUGCUCCUGGAAUCCGGGAUCCUUGGCUUUGGAAUCCGGAAUACAGCUCGAAAUUCCACUAAGGAUUAGAUUCAAUAAUCCAAGUUCCACUGACAAAGACUGGAAUCCGGAAUCCAUGGCGUGAAAUCCAGAGUCCAAGACUCCCUUAGAUUCUGUUGCAUGGGGCGACUCUUUGUAUAAUGUAGGCGAACUCUCGGGGAGUUUACUUCCAAACAAACUCACCCAAGUUUAUAAAGAGAAACAGGCCGUGUCUUGUCGGGGGAAUCAAGCAAUACGCUGAUUAGCACGGGAAUAACGGGAACGUCAGUUGACGACGGCGCGCGCAAAUCAAACAACUGGCUUGAUCAAUGGCAGAGCGGCAAAUCGAGCACCGAAAGUCGUGUUUAGUCCUUUCCGCGCGCUUUCUUGUCGUCAACUGACGUUCCCGUCCUGUUGCUAAAUCAGCCUAAAUUAACAAACCAAUAACUUAUUUGCUGCCUUUUUUAAUGAAAUUCUUACAGGGUAGUCAGUAAUAGAAUAGGCCAGUUUUCAUGCUUAGUUCCGAGGCUAAGAGGAAUUAUUAGUAGUGCUAUUGUUAGGUGACUGUUAUCAGCCUCUACACAGACCUUGUUUUGUUUUUCUUUUCGUUCUUUCGAAAACAUCGGCGAGCGCGCGAGAAAGGUUUUUAUUCUUUAUCACGGGCGCUCGACGGACUUUUUCGAAAAACAUCGGCGAGCGCGCGAGAAAGGUUUUUAUUUUUUAUUACGCGCGCUCGACGGACUUUGAAGAGAAAAGAGGGUCUGUGAACAGGCUAGAUUGUUAUAUGCUGUAAGUAUUUUUCUAGCUGAAGGCAAGGCGGCAUAGGCUCAGUAUAGGAGACAAUAGAGCCUGAAUACACUGCUUGUAUCUUUGAAGGGGAGAUACUCUCUAUAAGGGCCUAUGCUUGGAGGCUCUGCCUUUAUGGGUUACCUUUUACAGGCUUCAGGUAUACGAAAGGGUAGGGAUUUCACCAGUUGAAAUGUAUGAAAGGGUAGGGAAAUCUGUCAUUUCCGUCUGUAAAAAGGCUCAAAAGGGCUAACAGAUGCAUUUUAUAGUUGUGAAAAAGUCGAGAAAAAGCGCCGGUUUUUCGAUUUAUUUAUUUUUUAAAGAGUUAGACAGAGCAUUAGCAGCGGUUUAAAGGGAUGCAAUGUUCUGAACUAGGUAUCUGAAAAGGGUACCAUUUGUCAAUAAAGAGGUACCGCUUUUCUGUCAAAGGGUAUUAAAGGGGUUGGACCUCUGCGCGGAGCCUCCCUGUAUGACACUUUGUUGAGUACCCACCCCCACCAGGGCUUUGAAUGGGUUUUUUCCGAUUCGAAAAUUUGAAAGAAAUGCUG
Porites lobata is the source of this 19752-nucleotide messenger RNA. Lineage: Eukaryota; Metazoa; Cnidaria; Anthozoa; Scleractinia; Poritidae. The record is from the annotation of a GenBank genome assembly.